AUGUCGGAUCUACAGGGGCGAAAGGUGUUCAAGGUGUUCAACCAAGACUUUGUCGUCGAUGAGCGGUACAAUGUGACCAAGGAGUUGGGCCAGGGUGCUUACGGUAUUGUCUGCGCUGCCGUUAACACCCAGACGAACGAGGGCGUUGCUAUCAAGAAGGUGACCAACGUUUUCAGCAAGAAGAUUCUCGCAAAACGUGCUUUGAGAGAAAUUAAAUUACUUCAGCACUUCCGGGGUCAUCGUAAUAUUGCCUGCUUGUAUGACAUGGACAUUCCACGCCCAGACAACUUCAACGAAACUUAUUUAUACGAAGAAUUGAUGGAGUGUGACUUAGCUGCCAUUAUUCGAUCCGGCCAGCCCUUGACAGACGCCCACUUUCAGUCCUUUAUUUAUCAAAUUCUGUGUGGCUUGAAGUACAUCCACUCGGCUAACGUGUUGCAUCGUGAUUUGAAGCCUGGAAAUUUGCUGGUCAAUGCGGACUGUGAACUUAAGAUUUGCGAUUUCGGUCUUGCUCGAGGUUUCUCAAUCGACCCGGAGGAAAAUGCUGGAUAUAUGACUGAAUACGUCGCUACUCGAUGGUACCGUGCUCCUGAGAUCAUGUUGAGCUUCCAGAGCUACACAAAAGCCAUUGAUGUCUGGUCGGUGGGCUGCAUUCUUGCCGAACUUUUGGGCGGUCGUCCAUUUUUCAAGGGCCGUGACUACGUCGACCAACUUAACCAAAUCCUUCACUACCUGGGCACUCCUGCAGAAGAGACCCUUUCCCGUAUUGGUUCACCUCGUGCACAGGAGUACGUGCGUAACCUACCAUUCAUGCCGAAGAUCCCCUUCCAGCGCCUCUUCCCCCAAGCCAACCCCGACGCUCUUGACCUCCUCGACCGCAUGCUCGCAUUCGAUCCCUCGAAACGUAUCUCUGUCGAAGAAGCCUUAGAACAUCGCUACCUCCACAUCUGGCACGACGCUUCCGAUGAGCCCUCAUGCCCAACAACUUUCGACUUCCAUUUUGAAGUAGUCGAUGAUGUCGGUGAGAUGCGUAAGAUGAUUCUGGACGAAGUCAUCAACUUCCGCGCCCAUGUCCGUCAGCAACAUCAAGCGGCAUACCAAAACCAACAAUCGCAGCAAGUUCCACAAAACGUUCCCAUUCCAGAAAACAAUCAGGGUCCUUGGAAACAAGAGGAGCCUCGGCCGCAGGAAGCACCUCUCCCAGGUUCACAUCAGAAUGAUCUCGAAGCGUCCCUUCAGCGGGGCAGUGACUUCUUACAUUGA
Molecule: messenger RNA, 1263 nt
Organism: Talaromyces marneffei
Lineage: Eukaryota; Fungi; Ascomycota; Eurotiomycetes; Eurotiales; Trichocomaceae
Exons: 5
Coding region: 1-1263 (420 amino acids)
Biological process (GO): intracellular signal transduction; protein phosphorylation
Cellular component (GO): cytoplasm; nucleus
Molecular function (GO): MAP kinase activity; ATP binding
Source: RefSeq, a predicted model, not a curated record